Molecule: messenger RNA, 1254 nt
Organism: Fusarium coffeatum
Lineage: Eukaryota; Fungi; Ascomycota; Sordariomycetes; Hypocreales; Nectriaceae
Exons: 2
Coding region: 1-1254 (417 amino acids)
Biological process (GO): glycerol-3-phosphate catabolic process; carbohydrate metabolic process
Cellular component (GO): cytosol; nucleus; glycerol-3-phosphate dehydrogenase (FAD) complex
Molecular function (GO): glycerol-3-phosphate dehydrogenase [NAD(P)+] activity; NAD binding
Source: RefSeq, a predicted model, not a curated record
AUGGCGAGCUUAGGCGCCCCUUCAAAGAAGCACAAGGUGACCAUCGUGGGAUCCGGCAAUUGGGGCUCUACAAUUGCCAAGAUCGUCGCUGAAAACACCCGAGCACACAAAGAUCUUUUCGAGGAAGAUGUCCAGAUGUGGGUCUACGAGGAGGAAGUGACGAUUACCAAGGACUCCAAAUGCUAUGACGAAACCAACGGCGAUGCGCCCCAGAAGCUCACAGAGGUCAUCAACAAGCACCACGAGAACGUAAAGUACCUACCAGGUAUCCCUCUGCCUACAAACCUGAUCGCAAACCCCGAUAUUCGCGACGCCGUCAAGGAUUCAACCAUCCUCGUCUUCAACCUGCCCCACCAGUUUAUCGCAAACGUCUGCAAGCAGGUCAACGGUCAUAUUCUUCCCUUCGCCCGAGGAAUCAGCUGUAUCAAGGGUGUCAACGUUACAGACACAGACAUUAGCUUGUUCAGCGAGUGGAUUGGUGAUGGACUUGGUAUUUACUGCGGUGCUCUUAGUGGUGCCAACUUGGCUCGAGAAAUCGCCGAGGAGAAGUGGUCGGAGACAACUAUCGCUUACGAUCCUCCUGCUCUUGAUAACAGCAGAGCUCCUACACCUCGAACCGGUAGCCCUAACCCAACAAUGGGUGAGCUUCCCGAGAUGCAUUACAAGGACGUCCGCGGUCGAACAUCCAAGGUCAAGUUGACCGCUAUGCCCGCUGAUUACCCUCCUCUGGACCAGGACUGCUUCCGAACCUUGUUCCACCGACCUUACUUCCACGUCCAGAUGGUUGCCGAUGUCGCUGGUGUUUCCCUGAGCGGUGCGUUGAAGAACGUCGUUGCUCUGGCAGCUGGUUUCGUCGAUGGUCGAGGUUGGGGUGACAACGCCAAGGCUGCUAUCAUGCGUGUUGGUCUCAUGGAGAUGGUCAAGUUUGGCAAGGAAUUCUUUGGCGAGACUGUGCACACUGCCACCUUUACAGAGUCAUCUGCCGGUGUCGCAGAUCUGAUCACAUCCUGCUCCGGAGGUCGUAACUUCCGCUGUGCCAAGAAGGCUGUUGAGAAGGGUAUCAGUGUCCAAGAAGUCGAGAGACAGGACUUGAACGGUCAAAAGAUCCAGGGUACCACCACUGCUGAAGAGGUGAACAGUUUCCUCAAGGCUCGCGGUCUCGAGUCAGAGUACCCUCUGUUCACAGCCGUCAACGCUAUUCUCAACGGCGAGGCUCAGGUUGAUGAUAUUCCUACUCUUGUUCAAGAUUCUUAA